UUUAACUUGUGCAAUGGCUGCCCAUUUUAAAUCCUUGUGUGCUGCGUUCGAUGCUGGCUUCCUUUCCGAGGAUGCCAUGGUUAAGGUUUGUGAGCAGCUGCACAAUAUGAUAACUUCCGGUGAAGUGAUUCCUGAAGAAGAAGACAUUGUGCACUUCCGGCGUCUUCGUGAUGUGGUGGGUACCAUUCAAACGCGCCUGCUUCAACAAAAUGUGAAUUCCCAUCACGUUGCUGCUAUAGCAAACAAUCCGCAGUCGCAGCCCCUCGACCUCUGUGUGAAAAAUGAAGUUUCGCCGUCCACUAGCCGUCAGCUUCAAGGAGAGCAAUCUCAGCCCCUUGAUCUCACUGUAAAACAUCCACCGUUGCCAUCUGCCCCUGGCGACUACAAACCCCAAUCGCAACCCCUCGAUCUCUGUGUGAAACAUCCACCGCAACCUUCCGUUUCGGCUUCCCAUGCAAAGCCUAAGCGAAAGCAUGCUGCUCCGUGUGUAAAUAAUAUUCUUAACCCUCAACCAUCAACAUCGAGACUACAACCAACCGCACCUAUAGUGCCCUGUGUAAAUAAUCUGAACUCCGAACCCUCUACUUCGGGUCUACACCAAUUAUCACCCCAAGUUGGCCGUGGAGUACCUCGACGUUUCUUAGUGUUGUCAGAGGGAGAGCGGGUAAUAAAGAAAUUCAACUUGACAGCCCAACAGUUAACUAUCAAGUUUGAUGAUGCGGAGCCCAAUGAAGCACCUCUAGAAUGGCUUAAGAAAUCACUGACUGCGCUUAUUAAUUAUAUAACUAAGAGGCGUAGUGUGAGUGAUCGCAUUGGAUUAAUGCUGACAAAUAGCGAGUUUCCUGACAACCCUCUUGGAUUUUCAUUCCGCCGUAUCGACCAACUGAAUGCUAACGUCAUGCUGAAGACCAUGGACAAGGUUAUGCAAAGUAAUAAGGCGUUCUUCUCCAGCGAUGCACUACGGGUUGACGUGAGUCUAAUUACCCUCCCUAAUGGCAAGGGGCGGCAACGCAUGACGGGUGUUACUUUUGAGGAGUUCUCGCAGCGAAAACACGGUAUCAUUCUCAUUAACAACAAUGAUACUCUGUGCCUCGCUCGUGCGCUGGUCACCGCCAUAGCUUUCCGUACCAACUCUAUAGAUCUGCCCUACCUGAAAGUUGGCCAUGCUCUUCAGGCAGAAAAAGCUGUUGAAUUGUGUGCUGCGGCAGGCGUAGAUUUGAGUAACGGAGGGACCAUUGAACACAUACGCCAGUUUCAAGACCACCUCACGGACUAUACGAUCGUUGUCUACAAUCAUCGGAUGGGCAAAACGGUGUAUUUUGAAGGUCUACGAUCCCCUCAGCGUCAAGUGCUAAACCUCCUCAUGGAGAAUGAACAUUACAAUGUGAUUACAAGCCUAACGUCCGCGUUUAGUUGUGGCUACUUUUGUGAGUCGUGUCGUGUACGCAUGAGUGAACGUAAGGCUCACAAAAACUGUAAGUACAUUUGUCCCUGUUGUCACAACAAUCCCCCGUGCAACAAGGAUGUUGUGAACAUUAAGUGCGCGGAGUGUAAUCGCGAUUUCCGGGGACAGGAGUGCUAUCGCUAUCAUAAAGACCAGAAUUUAUGCUUGCAAGUACGUCGAUGUCGGACGUGUUUAGCUACGGUAUGGAAGUCGAAGAAGGCUCACAAGUGCGGUUUCAAGAAAUGUGUCACAUGCCAAGCUGAUCGGCCAAUACGUCAUCUGUGCUACAUGGCAAAGAAUACCCCAGACCAAAAGAAAUUAAGCAAAGACUUUGUGUUUGUUUUCUAUGACUUUGAGUGCCGUCAGGACGAGCAGUUUGAAAAUCGUGUUGACACUUACGUCCAUGUGCCCAACUUAUGUGUCGCGCAACAACUGUGUAAGUCAUGCAUCACAACCAAUACAAACAUUAAUAUCCCUUGUGAUAAAUGUGGUCCUCGACAACACAUAUUUAAACAAGACCCCGUUAAUGAACUUUUAAGUCUCGUGUCCUCGUUAGCCAGGAAAAGUCGUGACGUCGUGGCUAUUGCUCACAACAGCAAAGGGUAUGAUAGCAUCUUCAUUUUGAAGGAAAUGAUGAAAACUCCUUCAGCAUGGAAUCCUGACAUCAUCGCCACGGGCACAAAAAUUACAUCAUUGACGUGUAAUAAUAACGUGCGAUUUAUCGACAGUUUGAACUUUAUGCCCGUCCCGUUAAGUGCGCUGCCGAAAACGUUCAGUUUCCCUGGUUGUAAAGGCUACUUUCCACACUUUUUUAAUACUUUGGAAAAUGCUAAUUACAUCGGACCUUUACCCGCUCCACAUUUCUACGGUGCCGAAGAAAUGUCUGCUAAAAAUCGCGAGGAUUUCUUAAAAUGGUACAACACCGAAGUGUCGCGCGGAGCAGUUUUCGAUUUCCAAUCGCAAAUUGUGCAGUACUGUGUCCAAGACGUCAAUAUCUUGCGCCAGGCGUGCGUGGAGUUUUGGAGCAAGUUUGUGGAAGAGAAUAAGGUGGACCCAUUCCGUGAGUGCUGCACUAUUGCCUCUGCGUGCAGCCUGGUGUUUCGCCGAAACUUCCUUCAAGAGGAUACGAUUGGGCUCAUCCCACAUGGCGGGUACAGGAUGGCUGACAACCAAAGUGGAGUCGCCAUCAAAUGGCUUCUUCAUCUGCAAUCCACCGAGGUCCCCGACCUUCAACAUGCCGGGAAUACUCGAGAGGUGCGUUUACCUGAAGGAAUUUUGGUCGACGGUUAUUCGUCUAGCACCAACACCGUGUACCAGUUCCACGGCUGCUAUUUUCACGGCUGUGAGACAUGCUUCCCGGACCAGACGACGCCACUAAAGGGCAACAGAACUGACACAAUGAGCACACGGCGUGAGAAGACCGAAGCUAUUUCCAGCCGAAUAAACUCUGCGGGAUACAAUUUGAUUGAAAUGUGGGAGUGCAACUUCAAAUCAUAUCUCACUAAUAAUCCUGAGGUCGCUAACCGGCUAAAUGGAAAUAAUGUUUUAAGGCAUGAGCCCCUAAAUCCUCGUGAUGGUUUUUUUGGCGGCCGAACAAAUGCCGUCAAGCUGUACCACAAGGCCGAAAAGGGGGGCGAAAUAAGAUACUUGGACGUGUGCUCCCUCUACCCCUACGUGAACAAGUAUGGAAAGUACCCUCUGGGCCAUCCCCGUGUACUUAUAACGCCUGAAGAACUACGGACCGUCAACCUAAACACUGUAGAAGGCAUGGUUAAGUGCACAGUUCUUCCGCCCCAAGAUCUUUACCAUCCCGUGCUUCCGUACAGGUGCCACGGCAAACUGAUGUUUCCCCUGUGUCGUACAUGUUGCGAAACAAUGCAGCAAGGGGAAUGUGAGCACCCUGAAGAGGAGCGGCAAUUCGGUGGGACAUACGUGGCCGACGAGCUACGGAAGGCCAUUUCGUUGGGAUACGUUAUUGCCGACCUUCAAGAAGUGUGGGAGUAUGAGACCACCCAAUACGACCGUGCCGCAAAAAGCGGCGGUUUAUUCAGCGGCUACGUCGACAAUUUUCUGAAGACCAAGCAGGAGUGUAGUGGAUGGCCAGCCUGGUGUGUUGACGAUGAGGCGUGUAUGCGCUACCUGGCAGAGUACCUCGAACACGAAGGGGUUCAACUUGACCGGACCAAGAUUCAAGUGAACGCAGGUCUUCGCUAUAUCGCCAAAUUGUUCCUCAAUUCUUUUUGGGGAAAGUUUGGUCAGCGGGACAAUCUCUCAAAGACUGCCAUUGUCUCGGAAGCUGAGAAGUUCUUCCAAAUGCUCACUGACCCGGCCGUGGAACUCAACUCGAUCAUUCCCGUGAACGACGAGACCCUAAUCGUCAACUGGACUCUCCCGGAGGAAGCAGUCGAGCCCCUGAAGACCACCAAUGUGGUGUUGGCAGCUUAUACAACCGCCCAUGCCCGCCUUAAGCUGUACAGCUACCUCGAGUAGCUGGGUGAUCGGGUCUUGUAUUUCGAUACAGACUCGGUAAUCUUCACUGAGAAGCCGGGAGAAUGGUCGCCACCUUGCGGAAACUUCUUAGGCGACAUGACGGAUGAAAUUGAGUGCUAUGGUCCAGAGAGCCGUAUUGUGGAAUUCGUAAGUGGCGGUCCCAAAAACUAUGCGUUUAAAGUGUUUUCCCCCCGCGACAAUAAACAUAGUGUAGUUAAGUUAAGUUAAGGGCAUUUCCCUGAACUAUAAAAACAGUGCCGUGGUGAACUUUGACUCUAUUAAAGACAGUGUAUUGAACAAUGCCCCAGAGACCUAUGUGGAAACGGACCGUCGCAUAGCUCGCACGUGUGCCUUUGAUGUCAUCUCCAGACCGGAGAAGAAAAGGUACCGCGUCGAGUACACGAAGCGGCGUCGUUUAGAGCAGGGGUAUGACACACUGCCAUACGGGUAUAAAACGUAAUUUUUUGGGUACUUUGUAAAUAUUAGAUUAGUUUUGUAAAUAUAAGGUUAGUGUGUACAUAUUUAGUUUUUUAAGUUUGUAAAUACGUUCUGUGGACUAGGCCUACAGGGGAACACCACAUUAAAAAAAACGCGCCGUGAGAUCGACGUCACGGGGUGUUUGGUGUUUCUGUCGCAGUUGAGUGAUUUUAACCCCGCAG
Messenger RNA from Photinus pyralis (common eastern firefly), 4593 nucleotides. RefSeq lists its product as uncharacterized. The record is from RefSeq and is a predicted model, not a curated record. The transcript is spliced from 8 exons. Bases 14 to 3934 code for a protein of 1306 amino acids. NCBI's taxonomy places the organism in Eukaryota, Metazoa, Arthropoda, Insecta, Coleoptera, Lampyridae. Gene Ontology annotation, molecular function: DNA binding; DNA-directed DNA polymerase activity; nucleotide binding. Gene Ontology annotation, biological process: DNA replication.